AUGAACACAUCUACAACGGUUACGACCACAGUCAACAUGCUCCGGCAAGCCGCUGUGCGCUCCACGCGAGCGGUGCGAGCCUCUCCUUCCUCCUCUUCCUCCUCUUCAGCUGGUGCUGCACCUGGCUCGUCCCGCAUGCUCAACACCACUGCCAAGUCUCCUCGCACCACACUCCGCCCGCAUCCUGUUGUCAUCGGACCCACGCAGCUCAAUCGCUACCAGGAGCACUACCGUACCACCCUCGCAUCGGAUCUGCUCUACAUGACCUUUGACCCUGCUGUCAACCUCGAACCUUCCGUUCCUGCCUCUGCCGACGCUUCCCCCAGCACGCCCACCAACCCAGCCUCGAGCGGCGACAUGCAAGAUCGACAGCGAUCAUGGAACGAACAAGAUCCAUACACCGUCAACCGACCUCAACGACCCGCACGUGGUAACCGUCGACUGUCUCCCCUCACCAAACCUCUCUCCCCACACAACACGAUGAACGAGAUCCCCAAAUUGGACAAGAUCAUCCUCACCUGCUUCAGCAGAGAUGCCAUCACCAACAAGCACAACCUGGUGCCCCUCAUCGCUCAGAUGCGCGCCAUCACAGGCUUGAGCGUCGAAGGCUCCCUCUCUGAUCCAUCCUUGCUCGCUGCCGGUUCGUCCCCCAACUCUGGCCGGGGACACAUCGAGAUCAUCCGUGCAAAAUCCGGAGUCGCGUCCUUCAAGCUUCGCCCAGGGAUGCCCGUCGGUGUCAAGGCUGUUCUCCCUGGACCUGUAGCGCAUGAGUUCCUGGAGAUGCUCACGACCUUUGUGUUGCCGAGGUUGAGAAGCUUUGCAGGCUUCCCGUUGCCUCCUGCGAGUCAGCCACCUGCCAGCCCGGCAGCCAUGUCCGGCGUCGUCAGCUUGGGUAUGCAUCCAGAGGCCAUCCCGUUGUUCCCGCAGAUUGAGAUCAACUUGGACCAGUACCCGAACAAGCCGCUCGGCUUCCAGAUUGACUGCAUCACGAACCAGAGGGGCAGGAAGGCGACGGAGAAGGCCAGGGCGCUGCUGAGUGGCAUGGGCAUUCCAUUUGUCAGGAGGGGUGACAUGUAA
Molecule: messenger RNA, 1077 nt
Organism: Pseudozyma hubeiensis SY62
Lineage: Eukaryota; Fungi; Basidiomycota; Ustilaginomycetes; Ustilaginales; Ustilaginaceae
Product: likely mitochondrial ribosomal protein L7
Exons: 1
Coding region: 1-1077 (358 amino acids)
Biological process (GO): translation
Cellular component (GO): ribosome; cytosolic large ribosomal subunit
Molecular function (GO): structural constituent of ribosome; RNA binding
Source: RefSeq, a predicted model, not a curated record